AUGUUUGGGAAUUUCACCUUCUGCCAGAAGAAGGUGAACUCGGGCGACACUCCUGAGUUGGAGUCCGACCUAUCACCUAAAGACGUCCCGACAGACUGGUCCUCGCCACAGGCCGUCCACCUUCCCGCGACACCUGUUGCUAGGCCCACCUUCAGUACCAGCAAUCAAAAUCACAACCAUGAAAGCGACCAUGGCUCAGAACAGAUGGAGACGCUCGUACAGAAAAUGAGCCGCCAAACCCUUUUGUCGUAUCACCGAAGCGAUGGGUCGUUGAGAGGAGUGCCGCAGGUUGAAGAUUCAGAGACUGGAUGGUCGCUACCCAUGGGCGGUUCGACCUUCUCUGUGCCUAUACCGGCAAGUUUGCCUUCAUUGGCUGCAACGAACGAGAAAGAGUAUCGCGACAUAUUGCCAUACAAGCUCGUCGUAGACUCAACGCCCUUGCCGAGUCUUGCAUCAAGAGCGGUGCCCUACAAACGGGAUGGCUCCACGUCGCGGCUUCAGUAUGAAUUACCACCACCAAGCGAUGCUCCUAGCCCUCGGGCUGUUCGCGAGGCACUCAUGGAAAAAAUGAUCAAACACGGAGUGCAAUGCAGGGUUCAGCCUUCAAUGCCGGAUCAAACACACGCACCUAAGGCGAAUAUGGACCAACCGAUGCUGGAUGCGAAUAUACCCACAGAAGAACUUGUACCGAUCGAAGCAGGUGGGCUGGGAGGCGAUGACAAGAACGUCAGCAUCAGCCUGCGUGAAGCAGGGAUGCCCAGCAGGAUCCGUUACCGAAGGGCUGGUGGGAAUUUCACCUGCCUCUCUGCCGCUGAAAUAGCUUCAAAGAAUAAGAACCUAAAGCGGAGUGCCGUCAGGAUGAGGAGACGACCCUCAGACAAACCGAAACCAAUAGGGCCAGUGCAGCUCCCCACGCCGCCUCCCGAGCAAGACGCCAUAAACCUCUCGGCGGUGUAA
Molecule: messenger RNA, 957 nt
Organism: Truncatella angustata
Lineage: Eukaryota; Fungi; Ascomycota; Sordariomycetes; Amphisphaeriales; Sporocadaceae
Exons: 1
Coding region: 1-957 (318 amino acids)
Source: RefSeq, a predicted model, not a curated record